GCAACACACUUGCACCUUGGGCAUUUAAUAAACAUGAUUGCAUGUGAGAGUCAUACCUCUUAUGUUUCAGAUAAUGCACCUGUGAGCAAGGGCUUGAUGGGGUGUAUGUUUCUUACCUGCACUGCACUCAAUGUCCCACUCUUGGCACACCUCAGGAAAUAUCUCAUAUGCAAGCUUCCAGAUGUCUUUUUAAAAGGAGAGAUAUGGAGAAUAGCUUCAGCAAAGAUAUCUUUUGUAGACACAAAGGACCUGGUGUGUGGCUCAUUAUUAAUUUAUUAUUUCAGCAACAAAUGAUGAUGAACAGAGCAAGAGAAAUGCGCAACAGACCCGGGGCAAAUGGUGCAGUACAUCCAUUCAUGCAGAACUUCCUUGGCAGAAGACAAAACAAUCCAGCUCAUCCUCCGCCUCCUCCAACGGAAGAGCAAGUUCAAACUUUAGUCGAGAUGGGAUUUGAUCGCCAGAGAGUAAUAAAUGCACUUCAGACUUGCAAUAAUGAUGUAAACACGGCCACACAUCUUCUUCUGCAGGAAUCAUGAUAAUUGUAGUCAUGUAGUCCUAACUAUCAAUGAGUAUGUGAUAGGGUCCAUAAUGGAGGCAAGUGUGCAUUUAGGUUUGUCAUAAGAAAUUCCAGAGAAAACUUGGAACUGAUUGACUGUAACUUUGAAUAUACAGAAUAAAGUAGUUUUGAAAUGUUUUAAAUAUUUAAAAGUUGAUUUGUAUACAGUAGAAAUCAAAUUAUUUUGUAAGGUGGAAAUAUUUUCUUGAAUAAUCAAGAUUUAAGUGGGUCACUUCCUUGUUUACUGGGCAUUGCUGUUUCUGUAUUUUGUAAUAACCUUUGGAAGGCCAAGAAAAGUAUUAAUUGGUGAUUUAAAGACAGAUAUUAUAAUGAAGACUACUGUGCACCUUAAUCCAUUUUAUAAGUUAUCCCAUUAAAGAAUGUGAUGGCGAUGACUGUGUUCACGUGGUAAUGCUAGUCAUAGCAUGUGCAACAAUGGCAGUUAUUUUGUUAGUACUCUGCUGUAGUACCAAAAUUUGUUGGACAUUUGGUAAUUCAUACACAAUUUUUAUGUAGGUCAUGUAAUUUAGAGGGUAUCUUGUUUUUAUUGAAAAUCUGAAGUAGAACAACCAUUUAUAUUAGCUUCUCAUCAAAAGGGUAAGUGUUCACAUUUGGCUUUUUGUCAGAAGGGUAAAUACUCUUCUUGGUUGCAUGUCAUUAUGCAGUAAAGUAUAUUUUUUUAUUUCAGUAAAAAUACCAUAAAGGGUAUUCAUUUGUGGUGUCCCAAAUAGCCUUAACCUUUGAUGUUACUAAGAAUACAGCACUGUAUCUCUCUACACAAGAGGUAUUGUAUUGGUCUGUUGUCUCAGUCUUUUGUUAUCAGGUUUUAUUUAUUAUGACACAGCUUGUGUUCACUACUACUGUUCUGUACAGUACAGUAUAAUUAUAAUAAAUGACCAUCUGGAUGUUAACACUACUGUAUCUUCAUGUUAAAGUCACAAUUAACCCCUUCAUCACCAUCAAGGGGUGAGAGUGCAAGUUCAGGCUA
Messenger RNA from Homarus americanus (American lobster), 1544 nucleotides. RefSeq names its product ubiquitin-associated domain-containing protein 2-like. Lineage: Eukaryota; Metazoa; Arthropoda; Malacostraca; Decapoda; Nephropidae. The record is from RefSeq and is a predicted model, not a curated record. Gene Ontology annotation, molecular function: protein binding; serine-type endopeptidase activity.